Molecule: messenger RNA, 2264 nt
Organism: Dreissena polymorpha
Lineage: Eukaryota; Metazoa; Mollusca; Bivalvia; Myida; Dreissenidae
Product: neurogenic locus Notch protein-like
Exons: 20
Coding region: 749-2110 (453 amino acids)
Biological process (GO): heterophilic cell-cell adhesion; establishment or maintenance of epithelial cell apical/basal polarity
Cellular component (GO): plasma membrane; protein-containing complex
Molecular function (GO): calcium ion binding
Source: RefSeq, a predicted model, not a curated record
UUGAUUACAUCAAGAAGGUAUAAACUAUACAUAUCUCUGUUUAUACAGAAAUUUGCGUAAUGCGUUAUAAUAAUUACAUUACAUUAUAUUAAAUGAUUGUUGAUCUAAGUGAAAGGUUUCAUGCUAGCCAAAUCUGUUUACGCAUUUUAGCUCCGCCUGGAUACGUUAUCAAACGGUUGUAACUGUAACAUCCGGAAUUGUACGUUGUUCUUAAAUAAUUUAAGUGAACACAUAUUUAAGUAUGAUGAGAAAGGUUACAAGAUUGUUUUAUGGAAAAAAACAACAUUACUACAUACUACAUAAGUCAGCAAUAUGCCAAGAGUAUGCGUUUAAGAUAUGGCAAUUAAAAUGUGAUUUACUGUUUGUAAUUCAAAUUUGUAGACAAAAGAGGCUGUCAGGUUCUCGAAUGUUUGUUCUGUCAUGGACAUGUGCAGGACAGACCGAUCUAACUUAUGAUCAAAACGGGGGCUGCCUAAAUACGUUCAACAAGAUGUUUGGAAGUAUCUCAAAAGAGUUCCGAUGUUCAGAAAGGAAUUGCUCCUAUCCGUUUUCCGUUUGUCAGGCGAUACUGCCACGUUAGAAACUGGAUACGUGGCCUCACAACUUCAUAUCAAUAUAUCACAACCAAUAAAUUACAACCCAAACCAUUGUGAGUGCAAAACUUGGGUAGCUGAAUUAUCGUCCGUGUUCUACGGUUCAUUUGCGUUUUGUCUUCAAAUUAAGGACAAGGCAAGUGGAUUUGUACUGGAUGAAAUAUGCCCGAAGGCAGGUUUCACAGGCUCCGAGGCCUCGACAGCAAUUGCUAAUAGGUCCAACCCUUAAAGAUACGAGCAUUACAAAAUUGAUUGGAUUAUAUGUUUUUCCAUCGCAACUUUUGUCCAACAAAUGUAGCAGCUACCUGUCAUACAAGCCGGCAUCUACACUUUUUCCUGGAGAAGUGCGAACGCUCUGUUUAAAAGUUUCAAUUGAAGGAAAACAAGGAGAGGAAAGAUGUUUUCGUUUAAAGAUUGUUGCAAAUAAGACUAUUGAACUCGAAGGACCAUGCAAAGAGAUUGCGUGCUACAGGAACUCUCUCUGCAUAGCAAACUUAGGAAACAACACUGCUGAUUGCAGAUGCCAGGAUGUUUACACGGGUACCGAUUGUAAUAUAAAUGUAGAUGAGUGCAAGUCCAACCCGUGUUCAAACGGAGGAACCUGUAAAGACAUGAUUAACAAAUACCAAUGUCAAUGUGCUAACGGGUAUUUCGGCAGCCACUGUCAAAUAGACAUCAAUUGCAACUUUGAAAAGAUCACGUUUUGCGGGUGGAGGAAUGCUCAAAGAAGGGACAAUUUUGAUUGGAUACUUUAUCGUGGGCCAACACCCUCUGACGGAACAGGUUCAAGUGUUGACCACACGCUUAGAAACUCCAGCGGUAAUAUCCUUAAUGAGAUAGACGAGUGUGUAUCCCAGCCAUGUCAGCAUGGCGGUCAAUGCGUGGACAGUUUAAAUCACUACACGUAUAUGUGCUUAGACGGAUUUGACGGGGAGCACUGUCAAAAUGUUCUAAAUCCGUGUUACGACACCCCGUGCAUAAGAGGGACCUGUUUUUCACAUUUGUCAUUGUCUGUGUGUGUUUGCCCACCUGGUUAUUCGGGAAAAUUCUGCGAAAAAGGUCAAGGCGGCGCGUUUGAUUCACAUCCUUGUCAUUACGGUGAUACAUGCACACAGAACGCAACCACGUUUAUGUGUACUUGCCCUCUCGGGUUUGAAGGAAGUCUAUGUCAAAAAGAUAUUGAUGAGUGUUCAAGUAAUCCGUUUCGUAGCAAUGGGAUAUGUCACGACGAGACAGGAGUCUUCAGAUGUGAAUGCCCACAUGGUUAUUCGGGACUCGAUUGUUCAAAUGGACACGAAAGAAAGUGUUUUUCUUGCCAAAGACUUGGGAGGAAUAUCACUUGUAAUCGUGCAACAACUUGUAAACCAGAUGAGGUGUGUUACGUAGAAUCGAGUUCAACGUCAAUCGGCGCGCACAGUUUCAGCGUUGGUUGUCGACGCAAAGCGGAAUGCAUUAAUUCAACCAUUUAUAACUGCACAUACUGCUGCGACAAGGACUAUUGUAAUGACGGAGGAUGAGGUCUGUCAGAUAGGAUACCCAUCUAGACAUCAAAGAGGACCGAUAUGUUUCGAUUGCGACGACAUGGCAGACAUGCCUUUCUGUACACAGGUGACAGCGUGUGCUCAUAAUCAGUCCGGAUUCACGGGUGGAAAUGAGUUCUGCCAAUCUUGU